AUGAGUUACGCGUCGCCCCCGCCGUCGCCGCCGAAGAAGACCCUCCAAACGAUGAACAGCCAGGACAGCGACUACCAGAUCCAGCAGCCGAAGCCGCAGUCGCGCAUCGUCCUCGCCGGGUCGCUGGAGGCGCGAAGCCGGGACGGGAAGAAGUGGAAGAUGCGGCGCGUCGAAUUACUGGGCAGCGGCGAGUUACUACUAAGAGGGAAACGAAAUGCGACGCGCUACCUGCUAGAUGGGAGGUGUACUGUAUCUACAGUAGAAGCCAAGGUCUCGGACAAAGGGAUACAUAGCUUCAGCGUGAGCUGGCCGGCCGGCGCCUACACGCCGACGCCCAUCCCGAACCGCCUCCAGACAAAAAACAAAAAGAUGGGCGAGUCGAGCGACUCCGAGGACGAGGGAAUCAAAAUGAGGGAAAUCGACGCCGAGCUCAGGCAGAAGAAGAAGCUCACGAAAAAACAUAGAGCGGGCAAGGGCAUGCUCGCGACGGCGGCGACGGCGACGACCGUCGUUGCGGGCGGUGUCGUGAUCGGCGUCGCGACGAUGGGGAUCGGCUUGGUGCCCUACGCCGUGGGCAUCGCCGGUCUUGCUGGUGGUGGUGCUGCUUAUUUAAAGUCGUCGGAGAAGGAGCUCCACUUGGAGCUUGGAAGUCGCGACAAGAAACUAGCUGAUAGAUGGCGUUCUUUAAUAGAUGACAUGGUCGCUAGAAGAGCCGCCGCUCUAGAUCUGGCCGCGGGCGUCGACGCUCAGUCAACGAUGGAGUCGUCACGUUUGGUAGCGCGGCCGGACCGCGCCAUCGUGCUCAGAAGGUCGCGCGCGGGCACCAUGGCGACGUCGUCGUGCCGACGCGUCGUACGAGCGCCGCCUCUCCGAUUGUUCGUGGCGUUAUUGGGCGGCGAGCGGGGCUGCUGGGCGGCGCACCACGGCUGCAUUCGGGAGGUGAGCCAAUUAGCUGCGAUAAAUGACCGCUCGGACGUCGCCGUGCUCCAGAUCGCGGGGCUGGCGCCGCCACAAUUGCCGCUCGCGGAGUGGUUUUCGGUCUUGACGACGUCGCGGAGCGUCGGCGAUUUUAUCUACGCGCUGUGGGGUUUAUGUGCCGCGCUCGCGAAUCUGUUGGUGGCCGCCGCACGGCUCUACGCGCCGAUUUUAGUAAGACCCUGCGUCUUCCUCGCUUCACUCACCGCGACGCGGCCGCGGGCGUGCGUCGUCGCGCGGACGUGGCGCGUCGACGACGACGGCGCGUUUUUGGUUCGGCUCGAGCCCGCGGCGGCGCCGCCGGGCGCUCAUGUCAAGGGCAUCCGGACCCAGCUCUGCGCUGUUUUAGCUGUGGCGCCGCACGCCGACGACCAGCUCAAGUCGGAGGGAGAUGAAGAGUAUGAGCCGGAGCGCGCGCUCGUGUCGGCGCGCGUCGCGCUGGUCGACGGCGGCGGCUGGCUCGCGCCGGGGCGGGGCUGGGUUCCCUCUUCGUUGAGAGCGGCGGCGCAGCGCCUCGUGGCCGACGCCGUCGCGUUGUCAGUGGGCGACCUCGCGGACGCGUGGGAGCACGACGUCGCUUCUAUAAAUGAACCGGAGGACGAGGACGCGUCUUUUGAAAGAGAGGCGCUGCGGGCGCGCGCGACGCCGCCUUCUGUGUCUCAGCGCAAAGUGUCCAUCGGCGGCGAGCGCGCGCGGCUCGAGAAGAUUGUGGUCGAGAAGCAGGGCGCCGAGCGGUCCUUGUCCUGUGUUUUUCUUCACCUUUGCCCGUUGGUCUCCCCUUACGCCGUCGAGGCGACGCCCUGACGUCUCUCCCGUCGCAGGCGCGCGGCCGUGCUGCAGCUCCAGCGUUUACUUAGAACCGCCGACGGCCUCACGACGGCGGCGUCCCUCGGGUCCUUCGACGACACGGAGGACGACGACCUCGCGCUCGCCGAGCCCCAACCGCACGAGCGGCGGGCCCUCGCGGCCCUCGCGGCGGGCCUCUGGGCGCGCCACCCCGCGGCGCGGCGGCGCGCCGACGCGCGCAGCGCGACGCGCGCCUCGACGUCGGGCGCCGACGACCGGCGCGCGUGGCGGCUCGUGCCCGUCGCGCAGGCGCCCCGCGGCGUCGGCGGCGACGACGACUUCGUGGCGACGGUGCUCGGCGUCGCCGGCGUGUCGGCGGUGGCGUACUGGCUGGCUGGCUGA
Messenger RNA from Pelagomonas calceolata, 2163 nucleotides. The record is from the annotation of a GenBank genome assembly. Lineage: Eukaryota; Pelagophyceae; Pelagomonadales; Pelagomonadaceae.